This is a messenger RNA of Lactuca saligna, 894 nucleotides long. The record is from the annotation of a GenBank genome assembly. NCBI's taxonomy places the organism in Eukaryota, Viridiplantae, Streptophyta, Magnoliopsida, Asterales, Asteraceae.
AUGACAUUUCGACUCAAAGAUGCACAACUCAAGAUCCAUUUUUUUGUUAAUGUUAAGAAUAAAUCCAAAUCCAAUCCUAAAGUAUCUAUUGUUAAAGAAGUAUCUAAGGAAGUUGUUAAAGACACGAAGAAGGAAAAGUCGAAGCCUAAGGGUGUUGUUAUUAAAGAUAUUAAUGAGGAAGUACAAAAGAAGAAGCGAAAGGCUAUGGGUUUACUGAAAAGGUUUUCGAAUAUUAGAGCUCAAACUAACGAAUAUCAAUAUGUUCCAGCAAAGCUUAAGAAGAAGAUUCUUGAUCAAGAAGAAGUCCUAGUCGAGACAGAUGAUGAAGAGACUGAUACUGAGGGUCCUACCUCAACUCCUAUUUCAAUAAAUAAAUGCAAAGGCAACCCAAAUGCCACUGUAUUCAUAUAUGAUGAGGAUACAAACAUCCUAAAUCCUGAAAUAAUUUCGACUUCGGAUUCUAGGUCGACAAGUGUUAUUCCACCCAAAGGUCCUACUACCAAUUCCAAUAUGGAAGAGGAUAUGUCUUCAAACAUCAGUGAUAACUUAUUUAAUAAGGACUCAAAUGUUAACAUGGGUGAGAAUCCCUCGACUUAUGCUCAAUAUUCUUCGAAUGUUCUACCACCACCUUCGUCACCACCACAAACAUCGACAAUUUCGCCUAUGACAAUUCCUAUUAAUUAUCCUACCUUUGAAGGCAUCUUGGAAAAACCCAUUUCUACAUUAUUCUCUUCUCAAUCUACUAAUCAAGAUUUGAGAAAUAAUAAGGAAGAUGAAAGGAUUUGGUUUGUUCAACUUGAAUUUGAUCCUGAGGAAGAAGAAAUUAAAGAUCAGGCCAUUAUGUACAGGAAUCCAUACAGGAUUCUAAACUCAAAGCUUAAUAUGAUUCUAUAG